AUGGCCGCCGCAAACAAGCAAGGCAAGAUGCAGGGCCUGAUCAACUACCGUCUGCGCGUCACCAUGAUGGACGGUCGUCAGAUGGCCGGCCAGAUGCUCGCCUUCGACAAGCACAUGAACCUCGUCCUCGCCGACACGGAAGAGUUCAGACGAGUAAAGCGCAAGCCCACAAAGUCGGCAGCUCCUGGACAGGCAGAGCCUCAAUUCGUCGAGACAGAGGAGAAGCGUACCCUUGGUCUUACCAUCGUUCGCGGUGCGCAUAUUGUCGCCUCGACUGUCGAAGGUCCUCCACCCGCAGAUCCCUCGACGAGACUGGCCAAGGAUGGUCCCGCAGGCCCUGGUGCUCCUACUAUGACUGCUGGCCCUGGUAUCACUCGCCCGGCAGGUAGAGGUCUGCCUCCUACCGGUCUUACUGGUCCUGCUGCAGGUGUUGGCGGUCCCGCUCCCGGAUUUGGCUUCCCUGGUGCUCCUGGUGGUUUCCCCGGCGCGCCUCCACCAGGCUUUGGUGGUAGAGGUGGUCCUCGUAUGUUCUGA
Molecule: messenger RNA, 534 nt
Organism: Aureobasidium vineae
Lineage: Eukaryota; Fungi; Ascomycota; Dothideomycetes; Dothideales; Saccotheciaceae
Source: the annotation of a GenBank genome assembly